Ictidomys tridecemlineatus (thirteen-lined ground squirrel) is the source of this 4821-nucleotide messenger RNA. RefSeq names its product solute carrier family 6 member 17 (gene Slc6a17). Gene Ontology annotation, cellular component: plasma membrane; synaptic vesicle. NCBI's taxonomy places the organism in Eukaryota, Metazoa, Chordata, Mammalia, Rodentia, Sciuridae. Gene Ontology annotation, biological process: L-leucine transport; proline transport; glycine transport. The record is from RefSeq and is a predicted model, not a curated record.
CCUCCCGCUGCUCCAGCCGUGGUUGCCUGGCGACUGAGCCCCCGGUCCCCGAUAGUCCGGCGCAUCAAGGGUGUCCAGCAGCGCACGUAGGGGUUGGACAUUGGGCUUCAGCUUCUGGGGCUCAGAAGGCCCCCAGAACUCCGGAGGUCCCUGGAUGAGAAAGAGCUGACAGCAGCUGAGUCCCACCUUCUCUGUGUGCUGGGGAGCAGGGCUGCACGGCCCCGGUGGCACCCAUGCCGAAGAACAGCAAGGUGACCCAACGUGAGCACAGCAAUGAACAUGUCACCGAGUCAGUGGCUGACCUGCUGGCCCUUGAGGAGCCUGUGGACUAUAAGCAGAGUGUACUGAAUGUGUCCGGUGAGGCAGGUGGCAAGCAGAAGGCAGCGGAGGAGGAGCUGGACGCAGAGGACCGACCAGCCUGGAAUAGCAAGCUGCAGUACAUCCUGGCCCAGAUCGGCUUCUCCGUGGGCCUCGGCAACAUCUGGAGAUUCCCCUACCUGUGCCAGAAAAAUGGAGGAGGUGCCUACCUGGUGCCCUACCUGGUGCUGCUGAUCAUUAUUGGCAUCCCCCUCUUCUUCCUGGAGCUGGCUGUGGGCCAAAGGAUCCGUCGCGGCAGCAUUGGUGUGUGGCACUACGUGUGUCCCCGCCUGGGGGGCAUUGGCUUUUCCAGCUGCAUUGUGUGCCUCUUUGUUGGGCUGUAUUAUAACGUGAUCAUCGGAUGGAGCAUCUUCUACUUCUUCAAGUCCUUCCAGUACCCACUGCCCUGGAGCGAAUGUCCUGUCAUCAGGAAUGGGACCGUGGCAGUGGUGGAGGCAGAAUGUGAGAAGAGCUCGGCCACCACCUACUUCUGGUACCGAGAGGCCUUGGAUAUCUCCAACUCCAUCUCUGAGAGCGGGGGCCUCAACUGGAAGAUGACGCUGUGCCUUCUCGUGGCCUGGAGCAUUGUGGGCAUGGCUGUGGUCAAGGGGAUCCAGUCCUCAGGGAAGGUGAUGUAUUUCAGCUCCCUCUUCCCCUACGUGGUGCUGGCCUGCUUUCUGGUCCGAGGGCUGCUGCUGCGAGGAGCAGUCGAUGGCAUCCUACACAUGUUCACUCCCAAGCUGGACAAGAUGCUGGAUCCCCAGGUGUGGCGGGAAGCAGCCACACAGGUCUUCUUUGCCCUGGGGCUGGGUUUCGGUGGGGUCAUCGCCUUCUCCAGCUACAACAAGCAGGACAACAACUGCCACUUUGAUGCUGCUCUGGUGUCCUUCAUCAACUUCUUCACCUCGGUGUUGGCCACCCUCGUGGUGUUUGCUGUGCUGGGCUUCAAGGCCAACAUCAUGAAUGAAAAGUGUGUGGUCGAGAAUGCUGAGAAAAUCUUAGGGUACCUCAACUCCAACGUCCUGAGCCGGGACCUCAUCCCGCCUCACGUCAACUUCUCCCACCUGACCACCAAGGACUAUGCGGAGAUGUACAACGUCAUCAUGACCGUGAAGGAGGACCGGUUCUCAGCCCUGGGCCUAGAUCCCUGCCUCCUGGAAGAUGAGUUGGACAAGUCCGUGCAGGGCACAGGCCUGGCCUUCAUCGCCUUCACGGAGGCCAUGACGCACUUCCCCGCCUCCCCAUUCUGGUCCGUCAUGUUCUUCCUGAUGCUUAUCAACCUGGGCCUGGGCAGCAUGAUUGGGACCAUGGCGGGCAUCACCACGCCCAUCAUUGACACAUUCAAGGUGCCUAAGGAGAUAUUUACAGUGGGCUGCUGUGUCUUUGCAUUCUUCGUGGGGCUGUUGUUCGUCCAGCGCUCCGGAAACUACUUUGUCACCAUGUUUGAUGACUACUCGGCCACCCUGCCACUCACCGUCAUCGUCAUCCUUGAGAACAUCGCUGUGGCUUGGAUCUAUGGAACCAAGAAGUUCAUGCAGGAGCUGACAGAGAUGCUGGGCUUCCGACCCUACCGCUUCUAUUUCUACAUGUGGAAGUUUGUGUCUCCACUGUGCAUGGCUGUGCUCACCACGGCCAGUAUCAUCCAGCUGGGGGUGACACCCCCGGGCUACAGCGCCUGGAUCAAGGAGGAGGCUGCAGAACGCUACCUGUAUUUCCCCAACUGGGCCAUGGCACUUCUGAUCACCCUCAUCGUUGUGGCAACCCUGCCCAUCCCUGUGGUGUUCGUCCUGCGGCACUUCCACCUGCUCUCCGAUGGCUCCAACACCCUCUCUGUGUCCUACAAGAAGGGCCGCAUGAUGAAGGAUGUCUCCAACCUGGAGGAGAACGAUGAGACCCGCUUCAUCCUCAGCAAGGUGCCCAGCGAGGCACCCUCCCCCAUGCCCACCCACCGCUCCUACCUGGGGCCUGGCAGCACAUCACCCCUGGAGAGCAGUGGCAACCCCAAUGGACGCUAUGGAAGCGGCUACCUCCUGGCCAGCACCCCUGAGUCAGAGCUGUGACCACUGCCCCAACCCUGCCCACCUCUCCCACCACGCCCAACCUGCCCACUGGUCUGGGCCUGGCCUCUUCCUUCACAGUGGCCACCAGCCCCAGGCCAGCCCCUCUGCCCAAGGAGAGAGGGUCACAUCCUGCCUCAUUCCCAUCCCAAUCCUGGUAGACUCUGCUCCCUAGCCCUGAUCAGGGAGCUGGGAGCAGCACUGUCCCCCAAUCCAUCUAACCCUUAGAAUCUUUCACCAAAUUGCAGCCAUGUAACCAGAACAAUCAAGAUGUCCUGAUUCCCAGUUCAGAGAAGAUUCCAAAUGGCUACUUUGGAGGUCAUUCCAUCCUCCUCUCUCCUUGCAACCUGCCACCUGAAGUUCUGGGGUGUGGGAGAGGGUCCCCCUGUACUAUCAGGUGGUGGUGGGGAGAGGCCUCAGGGCCUGGGGGCAGAGUGUGCCAUAAGAACAGGACUCACCCUCCUGCCCAACCCAGACUGUCUGCUGCUGGGCCAAGAGGCUGCCUGAUUAAAGGCUGGGUUGGAGGACAGGUGUGCCAGGAGUGUGCAGAAGCUCCCAAGACCUGUUUUGUGAGGAAGGUGGUACCCCUAGCUUGAACAAGAAUCUUGGCACCAAAGGGGACUUGUUGGCCCCUGGCUCUAGUUAGAAACUUUGGAUGUCCUUGCCCCUGCCUAGGGCAGGUGGGGUAUGCUCCUGCAUUCUGCCUGGGUGGGCAAUGACAAGGUUCAGAACCUCCCCACCUCCAUUAGGGCUUAGCCAUCUCCCACCCCUUCCAUCCAACCUGAAGCCCAGGGUGGUGGCCUCUGCCUUCUUUCUCCAAAGAGAAGGGGACAGUGCAAGGUAAAGUUUCCAGAGCACAGCUUGAUGGUUCUCAGCACAAUUUGAUGGUUUGGAGCACAAUUGUGAAGCACACGCCCUCUCCCCUCACCUGGGGCCCAAUUUUCUCUCUAGUGGCAGCUUCUCCCCUGGAAUGGGCAUCCCUGUAGUUCAGGAGCUCACUCCCAGGAAGUCUUGUUCCUGGAGAAAGACAGAUAAUUUUACUGCCCUUUUUGGGCCACCACUCACCCUCCUCGUUGCACAAGCACAGCCACCAGUGUUGCACGUUGUAUGCAGACACCUUGGAAAUCCUGCCCAAACUUUCCUGGCCUGUGGUGGGCAGCGCUCUUGGCAAUGCCGUGGACAUUGGAGGCUGCCAAGGGCAAAGUGGAGCUCUGUCAUGCGGCCUAGUGCCUGAAAGAGGCUACAGCUGAUGGCAGCAAGCCCACCCUUACCUUCAAGCCUCCCCUGCAAGACGGGCUGCCUGUGAGGAUCAGAACCAGAUCCUGAAUAAAUGUCUGCAGAGAGAUGGAUGGAUAGGUGUACAGAGGGAUGGACAGAUGGAUGGAUGAGUGGAUGAAUGGAUGGAUCAGUGGAUGGAUAGAAGUCAGUCAGGCUUCAUGUCAGCACUCGGGGGGGACAGAGAUGGAGCAGGCUACAGUCCUAGGCUUGGGCAUCUUCAUAGAGGGUGCCAAGUCCCUCGUGUGACCCCGAAUACUCUCAGCACUGGGAGGGACAGACUAAGCCCAGGUCCCUUCCUUUACCCCUGAGUCCUCUGCUGCCACGCUCUCCCAGCCUGCCAUUCCCCUUACUCAACCCUCCCCGACAUCUUCCUCAUUUCUAGCCCUCUCAGCUCCACCUGUCCUUCCUGAGUGUUUGAGAGGAAAGGGAGACCCAUAUUUCCCCAAAGAGAGGCCCUCUCACCUGACAACACCUCCUACCUGGCUCCAUGCCUGAUCCCAAGCGGAAUUAGCAACAGGAAAAGCAAGGCCCCAGGAGAGACUCUGCGCUGUCUAUACUGUUCUAUAUGCUAUUUCUAUUGUACAUUCAAUCUGUACAUGUGGGUGUAAAUGCUGUGAAAUGACAAACCCAAUAUUAUACUGUGGCUGGUGGACUAUUUUCAUCCUCAGUGCUGUACAGAUCUAUUUUCAUUGUAUAUUUGAUAUAUUUUUAAUUUUGUAGCAUGGCUGGGCCAGGCCCCAGCCCGCGUGCCUGCGGGAGGAGGCUGCGCUGGGGCUGUCUGCUUGCUCAUUGUGGGCUCAGUAGUGUUCAUCGUAGACUUGUGCUGUGGGCUGGGCCCUGGCCUGGCAGUGUCUUUGCUGUGUUAGAUGUCAGGCGUAGGGCCCAGAGCUUGGUUGUGUGUGUAUGUGUGGUAUAUGUGUGUGUGUGUGUGGUAUGUGUGCACAUGCGUGGGUGUGGGUGUUUGUAGGGUGCUGACUUGUGACCCUUAGUGUUCGCCAUACUCCUGAAGACCAUGCUGCCCUCUUCUUCCUCCUCUCAGCUCUCAGCAAGGCCUCAGGACAAGUGCCCCAGAAAGCUUCGGCUUGGGCUUUGAUGGUUGCCUUCACAUCUCUGGUGGGAGGCAGGGGGA